CGGGUCAACUUUGUCGGAAUAUCUAAUUUCCUGCCAGAUAUCUGUCGUUUCUUGACAUAAGUCCUCAGGAUGCUAUGCUAGACUAAUACCUUAGAAGUCAACAACACUUCUAGUGAGAGCAGCCCUCUGCGACGAUCAACGGAGAGAUUAUUGGAGUCGCUUAUCGUGUUUUACCCGUGAGCGCACCAAACUCGCAAGUCCACGGAUUUCUCAUUGAGUUUAGAGCCGUCGGGUUCUAGGCUGUGGUGGGAUCUCUUCCUAGGCCGGACACACAUUGUGGAUUGCUUUAGUCAAAGACUGCGACCCACGGCGAGUGCUCUCUAGAGUUUAUUUUAUCCACGGCGUUCAAACGCAGCUAUCUAGUGCUGCGUUGUGGUAAGAUACGCGGCGGAUUUUUCUAAUCAAAGAAUCCUUAGGAAAUUCCGAACGAAGAACAAUAAUAUCGGGAGCUUCAACUGUAGAAAUAUGGACGGAAAAUUGAGAUUAGGACUUUGGUUAUUGUUCUCGUGGUUGGAACUAUGCCUUUCACAGGGUUCCCUGCAGUUCCAAGACCAACCAAGCCCUCCACCACGAAAACAAUACCAGAUUCUACAAGGCCCCCAUGUUUGCGGAGGACUCCUCAACCCCAGCUGUUGUCCUGGUUGGCAGCAGCGUUCUUCACUCGGACUCUGUGUAGUACCAAUUUGUCGAUUUGGAUGCGGAACUGGGAUUUGUGUUCGACCUAACGUGUGUCGCUGCCCUCAAGGAAACUUUGCCCCGCAGUGCCCUGGCACCGUUACAGCUCAACGGUGCAAAAUUCUAUGUUUCAAUGGCGGAUCAUGUACAGACGACACAUGUACAUGCCUUAAGGGGUACACGGGACGAUUUUGUGAAACACCUGUCUGUACGGAGCCUUGUCUUAACGGCGGAAGAUGCACUGGACCGGAUGUAUGUGCAUGUCCCUACGGCUUUGCAGGAAAAAGGUGCCAAUCAGAUUACCGCACAGGUCCGUGCUACACAGUCGUAAAGAACCGUAUGUGCCACAGCCAGCUGAUCGGGGUAGUGUGCACGAGGAACUUAUGCUGCGCAACCAUAGGGCAGGCAUGGGGGAAUCCUUGCGAACGGUGCCCGCCAAAACCAGCUCCCUGUGACCGUGGAUUUUUACCAAAUUACAAGACCAAGGCUUGCCAGGAUAUUGACGAAUGCCGCGCGAUCCCGCGCGUGUGUCGUGGAGGCAAAUGCGUGAAUACUGUAGGCAGCUUCAAGUGUGACUGCGGUGCUGGACGCACCAUGGACCCCGUCACCAACAAGUGCGAAGACGUGGACGAGUGUAAGACCAUCCCUAACAUUUGCGCUAACGGUCGGUGUGUCAACACGAAUGGAGGGUACCGAUGCGAGUGCCCGAGGGGUUUUGCGCUCAGCCAGGACGGCAUGUACUGUAUUGAUAGCACGCCAGGCCGCUGCUACAAGCGAAUCGUCAACGGCUACUGCCACAUGGGCUCGUCUCUAAGCACGACACAAGCGGCUUGCUGCUGUUCAAUGAUGCAGUCCAAAGCUUGGGGACCCGACUGCAAGCGAUGCCCCGCCCCGGGCACAGAUGAAUACAACAAGCUCUGUGGUGUCGUACCCUCGGCAAAGCCUCCAGAGGUUGACGAGUGCAGGAUGGAUGCUAACGCUUGCCCUAACGGCCGAUGCAUCGAUAUGCCUAGCGGUUUCAGAUGCGUGUGUAACGACGGCUAUAUUCUACCAACUGGUCGGGAUAAUAAGUGUGUUGAUAAGAAUGAAUGCGAGGCCGACUCUACACUUUGCACGAAUGGACGCUGUGUAAAUACCGAGGGCUCGUACAAAUGCACUUGUAACAACGGAUACAAACCUUCGCCAGAUGGCAAACGAUGUGUGGAUGUGGACGAGUGUACGGAUGAGUCUGUCUGUACUAACGGACAAUGUAUCAAUAACAUCGGUAGCUUCACAUGCACAUGUAGACGAGGUUUUACCCUCAGCCUUGACCGGACGCGAUGUGAUGACAUGGACGAAUGUCGGGAAAAGGACGUGUGUAAAAAUGGUCGUUGUCAGAACGUGAAUGGAGCAUUCCGCUGUAUUUGCAAUAAGGGGUACGAGUUGAGCAGCGAUCGCACACAGUGCGUAGACAUCAACGAGUGCCUGACCCAAGGAGAGAUGUGUCGUAAUGGUGUCUGUGAGAAUACGGAAGGCAGCUAUCGGUGCAUAUGUAACGCAGGCUACGCAGCCAAUGCCGAGGAGAACAAAUGCGCAGACAUCAAUGAGUGCAGUACCAUCCCCGAUGUGUGCAUGAAUGGACGAUGCGCGAAUUCCCCAGGCGGGUACAGUUGUAUUUGUAACAGCGGUUACAUUACCAGCGCCGACGGCCAUCACUGCGUCGACGUUCGUCGCUCACAAUGCUUCGCCAUGUUCGUGAAUGGCCGGUGCACUGAGCCCCUGAUGAAACUGCUGACCAUCUCCCAGUGCUGCUGUGGUAUGGAGAAUGGCGGGAGACGUGGAUGGGACGGGGCCGCGUGUCGGCCUUGCCCACUUAAGGGGACAGCCGAAUACAAGCGUGUUUGCUGCAAGGGUCCUGGCAUGGGAUGCGACGGCGCCGAUAUCGACGAGUGUGAGAAUGCCGCUGGGAUGAAAAAAGGCAUGUGCGUCAAUGGCAAGUGUCGCAACACAAACGGCGACUACACAUGCGACUGCAACUCAGGGUACAGGAACGACGCGACUCAGAAGCUAUGUCUUGAUAUCAACGAGUGUCUGGAGAAUCCUCGGCUUUGUCAAGGAGGACAAUGCAAGAAUCUUCCAGGAACAUUCCAGUGCACGUGCUCAGGAGGUUUCAUUUACGAUAGCGCUACAGAGAUGUGCAAAGAUAUUGACGAGUGCGCGGACCCGGACCGUUGCGUGUACGGCACGUGUACCAACACGCGCGGAAGCUACAGGUGCGAGUGUCCACGUGGACUUACCCUGGACCCCUCGGGCAGGAUUUGCCAAGAUAAAAGGACCGGUCUGUGCUGGACGAAGAUCGUCAACAACUACUGCGAAGAGUCCAUAACUGGCUCCGUCACGCGCGAGGUGUGCUGUCAGUCACUCGGCAAGGCCUGGGGCAGCCCGUGCGAGAAGUGUCCGGCCAAGAGUAUUCCCCAGAAAUGUCGUCCAGGCUAUGCAGUACAGAAUGAGCCCCGAUGCACAGAUGUGGACGAGUGUACUAUGUACCCGCAGCUUUGCCGAAAUGGCAUCUGCGUGAACACGCCUGGAAGCUAUCGAUGCGAAUGUUCAGCUGGACUUACUCUUGACUCUAUCCAGAAUGCUUGUGUAGAUCUGCGCAAAGACCGUUGUUACAUGACGAUCACUGAGAGUGGCUGCGAAAAGCCGUUCGGUCUGGGCUUGUACAAGAAAGACGAUUGCUGCUGCUCUGCCGUGGGCGCGGCCGGCUGGGGUACCCCUUGUCAGGAGUGCCCGCUUCAGAAUACCGAUGAUUUCCGUGCGCUCUGUGGUACACCGACUAGAGGAUUCCGAGUAACACAAACUCUCACCGGACCGCAGGUCCAAGAUAUCAAUGAGUGCAACACUUGGCAGGGCUUGUGCCGUAAUGGCCGCUGCGUCAACAAACAGGGCACGUUCGAAUGUAUCUGUAACCAAGGUUACGGAUUGACCGCUGACCGUAUGGAUUGUGAAGACAUUGACGAGUGUAGUAUAUCGGCCGGUCUCUGUGGUAACGGCACGUGUACUAACACGCCCGGUGCCUUCCGCUGUGACUGUAACCCAGGCUUCCGCAACGCCCCCAUGAUGAUGGAGAUAUGUAUCGAUAUCGAUGAGUGUGACCACAAUCCCUGUGCCGAUGGCACCUGCUACAACACGAUGGGAAGUUACAAAUGUGUCUGUCCCGAUGGCAUGGAACUCAUGAAAGACGGUGUCAGCUGUGAAGAUAAGAAUGAGUGUAGCGACCCUGGUGUAUGCGUGCACGGUCGAUGUGAGAACUUUAAUGGCGGCUACCAGUGUAUAUGUAACCGUGGGUUUGAGUCCACCGCAGAUAUGAAGGACUGUGUAGAUAUCAACGAGUGCUUGGUAGAUAAUGGUCGAUGUUCCGAGAUGUGUAAUAAUACAUUGGGGAGUUACCUGUGCGACUGCGGUGCUGGCUUCGCCUUGCAACCUGACGGCAGAACUUGCAGAGAUAUUGACGAAUGCAUGGAGCGACCUGAUGUAUGUGGCCCUGGAAACACGUGUAAUAACAUUGAGGGCGGCUAUUACUGCACGUGCGGCAAGGGAUACAAGCAAUCCGUUGAUAGUCGCUCAUGUAUCGAUGUGGACGAAUGCCAAGAGGACCCCCGUCUCUGUACCAAUGGCGUUUGCCGUAACACUCCCGGGUCGUUCGAGUGUCUGUGCGCCAAGGGCUACGCCAUUGCCAAGGGAACCACGGCUUGUGUCGAUGUCAACGAAUGUCAAACUGGCCAGGCCAUGUGCCACGAGAAUGCCCGCUGCGCAAACCUCGUGGGCUCAUACCGCUGUGAGUGCAAGCCUGGAUUCAUUGGCGACGGCUCGAGUUGCACGGAUGUAGACGAGUGCACCACAGGUAUCGCCCAGUGUAGUGAGCAAGGAACAUGCGUCAACACCCCCGGGUCUCAUCGAUGCGUCUGCCAUGAGGGGUAUACCGGGGACGGAAUCACAUGUGUCGAUAUCAAUGAAUGCUUGGCAGAUCCAAACCUCUGUGAACACGGGCAGUGUAUCAACAAAGCAGGCUCUUUCAUGUGCGAUUGUGAGAUCGGCUACCUGCCUACUCCGAACGGAAAGGGUUGUCAAGACAUCAACGAAUGCACGGAGUUCCCCGACCUUUGCCAUCAUGGGACGUGCGAGAACCUUCCAGGAAUGUUCCGAUGUAUUUGCCACAAGGGAUUCCAGCUGACGCGACUAGGCAGCAAUUGCACAGAUAUCGACGAGUGCUCCGUUACUGGAAUGUGUCCAAAUGGCUACUGCGUGAACGAGAUGGGCAGCUACCGUUGUGCUUGUGAGGAGGGAUUCUCGAUUAACAAGGACGGCUCUGGGUGUAUAGACAUGCGCAUGGCACCUUGCUACCUAGACACACGUGGUAAUGACACGUGCCUCAACCCUAUUGGUCCAGUCUACCGUGGUUACUGUUGCUGCACGGUAGGGAAAGCCUGGAACGGGUGUGAGUUCUGUCCGAAGCAAGGCACAGCCGAAUACAACCGUCUAUGCCCGGGAGGUCCUGGGUUUGUCCCUAACCCAAACACGACUGUCAUCGUGGAUGUGGACGAGUGUAAAGAGUUGCCCGAUAUAUGCAGGGAGGGCAAAUGUCAGAAUACCAUCGGUAGCUAUAUCUGCACUUGUCCGAAGGGACUCAGACAUGACCCGAGCUCAGGCAAAUGUAAAGACAUCGACGAGUGCGCGGAGUAUCAUCAUCUGUGCGGGCUCAAAGGCCAAUGUGUCAACACUGUUGGGAGCUACAGGUGUAACUGCCCCCCUGGAAUCGACCUGGACAGGAAAACGAACAUGUGUGUAGAUAACCGGAAGCGGCUGUGUUACCAUGACGUCCAGUCAGGUGCCCUACCUAUCUGUAAGGAACACUUCAGCGUCAACAUCACGCGCCAAGAAUGCUGCUGUACCAUCGGAAAAUCCUACAAAGACGAAAACGACGUCUGCGAACGCUGUCCAACCAAAGAUUCAGCGGGCUAUCAGGUGCUAUGUCUAAGCAAACCCCCUCCCGUCAAUACCAUAGAUAUAACUCUCCCCGUGACUCCUCGUCCCUACUUCACUGGUGUGGCACCGCUCGGGCAUAGUACCGAAUUCAACCCUUUCCCUGACGUAAGCACUGUCCCUGGCCCCACGGGAGCUCCACAAAGGCUUUCUACUAAAGCUGUUUCUACUGUUCUGCCAACAACCGCCUUCACGGGCAUCGACGUUGACGAGUGUAGACUUAUUCCUGAACUCUGUCUGUACGGCCUGUGCAUUAACACACGAGGCAGCUAUAGAUGCGAAUGCCACCUCGGAUACAAGAUUGACGAGAAGGGGAUCAUCUGUAAAGACGUUGACGAAUGCUUGAUGAAUCCUUGUGUGAGUCCCGCCAAAUGCUUGAACACGUUUGGCAGCUUCCUGUGCAACUGCCCUGAAGGAUUUACUCCUGACGUCACGGGACUCAAGUGCACAGAUAUGGACGAGUGUGGGACGCCGGGAUACUGCGAUCACGGCAUGUGUAAAAACAUGAACGGAUCAUUCAGUUGCGUCUGUAACCAAGGUUACCAUUUGACGGACAACAAGCGAACAUGCGUGGAUAUGAACGAGUGCAUCCUGGGUAAAGGGCUGUGUGGUAACGGUACUUGCAUAAAUACCGAGGGCUCAUAUAGAUGCGAGUGUCAUCCGGGAUUCAAACUCAACCGCGGAGGCUUCUGCCAAGAUAUCGACGAGUGCGUGAUGGAGGCUGACGUGUGCAGGAACGGCAUGUGCAUCAACACCGAGGGCUCAUUCACCUGUCAGUGCAUAGCAGGAUACACGUUAUCCGCUGACCGCAGGCACUGCAUAGAUGUCAACGAAUGCCAGGAUGUCCCAGGCUUCUGUGAGAAUGGCCGAUGUACUAAUACCAUCGGUGGUGCACGUUGCGAGUGUGUGGCAGGAUACGCCCUUAACACGGAAGGAAAAAUCACCAGAUGCGUAGACGUGAACGAAUGCGAUGAAAAUCCGAACUUCUGCCGCCCAGGCGGUCGCUGUGUCAACACUCCUGGGAGUUACCGCUGUCUCUGUGACCCGGGCUUCCAAUCCUACAACGGGGGCACUGUGUGUGUGGACGCAAGAGAAGAUUUUUGUUUCGAUGUUUUUGACAAUGAAAACAGUUGCACCAAGCCGAGGCCGAUAAAGAUGACGAAGAGCGUUUGUUGCUGCACGCUCGGAAAAGGCUGGGGCGACCCAUGCGAACUUUGCCCCUCGCCCAAAACACCUGAAUUCAGCAUAAUCUGCCCUAAGGGUGUAGGUAUUGCAAGGAAGAAUGGAACUAGAUUUGAAGAUGUCAAUGAGUGUACGAUGAUGCCUGACCUGUGCCGGAAUGGCGUCUGUAUCAACAACGACGGAAGCUUCCGCUGUCAGUGCAAGAUGGGCUUUAAGCUGGAUGCCUCAGGACACCACUGCGAAGAUAAAAACGAAUGCGUCGAGACGCCUGGUAUAUGUAAGACUGGCAACUGUACGAACAUCGAGGGCUCCUAUACGUGCACUUGUCCUGUUGGCUACGCACCAACUCGUGAUUCCCCAAGCUGCUCAGAUAUUGAUGAGUGUCGAGAGCGCGCCGGUCUGUGUGCUUACAGAUGUAUCAACACUCCUGGAAGCUUCAAAUGCGCAUGUCCAAAUGGAUUCGAACUUUCUACUAACCAGAGACAUUGCAAAGAUAUAAACGAAUGCAAAAAGAACCCGGAGCUUUGUCCAUACGGAUGCAAGAAUUUCGUGGGCGGCUACCGGUGCACGUGCCCUGACGGUUACCGUGGCGACGGACGCACGUGUACAGAUAUUAACGAGUGUCAGGAGCGUCGAGGCUUGUGCCGUAACGGCGCAUGCGUGAACAUUGAUGGUGGCUACGUGUGCAAUUGCAACCCUGGCUAUAAGCGGUCUAAGAACGGCAAGAGAUGUGAAGACCAGCGUAAAGGGCUCUGUUUCGCCACCGUCACUGAUGGCCUGUGUGAGGCGGUUACCAAGCAGAUGAUGCAAGUCAGCAAAAGGGAUUGCUGCUGUACGGCCGGGAAGGCCUGGGGCAUAUCGUGCGAGCUCUGCCCAGCGAAAGACACUAGAGCACACAAUGAGCUGUGUUCCGAUGCAGUGGAGCUUGGCAAUGGUAUGAACGUGUGCGAGAUGACUUCCGGUCUCUGCAUAAACGGGAAAUGCAUCAGCAUUAAGGGCGGCUUCCGGUGCAUGUGCAAUGUCGGCUACAAGCUCUCUAUGAACGGACGUAAAUGCUAUGACAUAAACGAGUGCGAGGGACCGACAAAAGUGUGUCAGUUUGAUUGCAAGAAUACGGACGGUUCGUACGAGUGCAGCUGUCCCAAGGGCUAUCAAGUGGAUGCAGACAAGAAAAAGUGCUUGGACGUGGACGAGUGUAAGACUGGAGCACACAACUGUCAGUACCGUUGCGUGAACACCGUGGGCAGUUUCCGAUGCGAGUGUCCUAUUGGCUACAUGAAGAACGGAGUCACGUGUGUUGAUAAAGACGAGUGCAUGAUGACGCCUAAUCUCUGUGGAGAGGCAAAGUGCGUUAACACUCCAGGGAGCUAUGUCUGUAAAUGCAACAGCGGCUUUGAGUAUAACCCUCAAACCAAGACAUGCGGAGAUAAAGACGAGUGUAAAGGACAGAGUCAACUUUGUCAGUUCGGAUGCGUCAAUCUUAUUGGCUCAUACCGCUGCGGCUGUCAGCCUGGCUUCACAUUGUCUUACUACUGGAACCAGUGUCAAGACGUGAACGAGUGUCAGACGAAUCCUUGCGGAGGAGCCCAGUGUCAGAACACGCUGGGGAGCUAUUACUGCGGAUGUGCCCAGGGAUACAUACUCGCGCCCAAUAGGCAAAGUUGCCAAGACAUCAAUGAAUGCUCAAUGGGAAUAAACCCGUGUAGUUAUGGCUGCAACAACAACAAUGGUGGUUUCAGCUGCGCAUGCCCAAGCGGAUUCUACCCAAUAGGGGAUGGGCAUUGCCUUUCCUCUUUCGGGGAGGCCUGUUACGAAUGCGCCCUCGCCAAAAUCCCUACAGGCGGAGUACCCCUAGUCGACAGCAACAACACAACCCCGACCCCACCCUCGGUAGGUCAGCCAGUACUUCCUGCAGGAGGCGUGAGCCAGCAAGGAUAUGGUCAGCGAAGGAUGCUGGCCGAUCAAGCGUCUGGCGAGAAACAGAUUGCUGCUAACCAGCAACAAGGAGGAGGAUAUCAACAACCUCUUGGAAAUCAGCAGCAGUACAACCAACAGUAUGGACAGCAGUACUACGGCCAACAGCUAUCCGGGUAUGGUCAGCGGCAACAGCCAUCCGGGUAUGGUCAGCGGCAACAGCCAUCCGGGUAUGGUCAGCAGCAACAGCCAUCCGGGUAUGGUCAGUGGCAACAGCCAUCCGGGUAUGGUCAGCGGCAACAGCCAUCCGGGUAUGGUCAGCAGCAACAGUCAUCCGGGUAUGGUCAGCAGCAACAGCCAUCCGGAUAUGGUCAGCGGCAACAGCCAUCCGGGUAUGGUCAGCAGCAACAGUCAUCCGGAUAUGGUCAACAGCAAUCGUACCAGUACCCCUCUUACCAACAGCCCUCAGGGGGUUAUAACUAUAAUUACCAGUCCCCUUACUCGUCCUUGUACCCAGGCGGGCGCAGACGCCGAUCCAGACGUCACAGCAUGCGGGAAUUUAACAUCAAGUAUAACAUCACCACAGGGAACCCAGUAAUGAAGCUCGUUCCUGUGUUGUCGUCUUUGGAAGGUGCAUUCAGGUACGUGAUAGCACAUGGGGACACGGAGCAUUUCAAGGUCGUGUACGUAAAAAAUGUCAUGAGUCUGCGGGCAAGAGGGGUCCUCAAGAAGGGGAAGACAUACGAGGUCUGGCUAAAGGGACUUUAUCGCACCAAGGCUAAAAGCCCCAAGCAUAAUCGGACCAGAAAAGGCAAGGGAAGGAAUGGAAAACGAGACAAAAAGGAAGGGAAGAUUCGACAAAUUGGCGUGGAAGAAGCUAAGAAGUUCUUACUUAAAUUGUUAAUAGAGGUGGUAUAAUGUUCACUGAUUGUUCUUUAGGGAUAAAUUGCAUGUAAAUUUAAGUUCGUAGUGAACGCUUCAUAGAGCUGCUUUCAGAACGAUCUGCAAAGGUUGUUAUUGUGUGCAGCCAGGGCAAAGUGCCCAAGCUAUACGCUCUGCUACGUCAUGUAUUAGUCAGUCAGCAAUUUUCAGAAAGAGAGACUUGAUCCUUUUAAAACUCAUAAAAAAUGUCGGAUUAAGCUCCAAUAUAUUGUUUAAUUAACAGUUUUGGUCCUAAGGGGGUAGGGGGAUGUUCUUGAGUUCCUGAGUUGGAGUGGCCAUGCAUGCUGAUCACAGCUGAGAAGACUAUAGGGAGACUUAAGUUUUCGUGGAUUCUUCGUUUAAGCUGUUUAUUUUCUUUAUUUCUUUAAACAUUUUAGUAGGGCAUGUCCUGUAAUAAUAGUUAAGCAUAGUAGGAGAUAUGUAAAGUCAGCUGGGAAUUCGACCACAGUGUUGUUGACGUUUUUAAAUCCAUCUUGUCAUGGAAUCUUUAAGUAUCGUGAAGUUGCCAUAGCCUGCUGAUGGGAAUAUUUCAUCCACCCUGUUGGAGUAAAACUCGAGCUGCUAAAUCAGCAUUGGCGACAAAACAGAUGGGAGCCCAGAAGAGGUUUCGGGCUCAAUAAUUUUGGAAAGCAUAUCACUUAAUGGCAGUCGUUUUUCUUAAUGGUCUAAAAGCCUGGGGUGAGAGCGGGGAAAACCUGUGAUAUUCUAAAAACGCUAGGGCCUGGGCCUACUUAGUUAGCAUGUUUUAUGUAGAUAAAAGUUGUAAAAAUAGUAAAAGAAAAUUACUUAUAAGAAGUGCUUAUCAACGCGCAUAAGAAAGAGAUGUUGCAUCGAUAUUGUUUCCAUAAUAACAAAUGUGGAUCCUUUCAAGUCAAACGUGUGCUAUCUGCUUGCAUGACCCUAAUGAAUCACGUGCCUUUGGUAUGCCUGUGGAUAAGCAAGUCACGUGCCCCACAGUGCUAAAAUAACUCAAUAAUGCAUGAACAGCAUACGCUGAUAGUGAUGAAGAAAAUAAAGAUAUAUUUACGACUGUUUAA
Messenger RNA from Nematostella vectensis (starlet sea anemone), 10772 nucleotides. Its product is annotated as fibrillin-1. The record is from RefSeq and is a predicted model, not a curated record. The coding region runs from base 466 to 9711 and encodes 3081 amino acids. Gene Ontology annotation, molecular function: calcium ion binding. The transcript has 70 exons. Lineage: Eukaryota; Metazoa; Cnidaria; Anthozoa; Actiniaria; Edwardsiidae.